Messenger RNA from Hypoxylon trugodes, 1422 nucleotides. RefSeq lists its product as uncharacterized. NCBI's taxonomy places the organism in Eukaryota, Fungi, Ascomycota, Sordariomycetes, Xylariales, Hypoxylaceae. The transcript has a single exon. The record is from RefSeq and is a predicted model, not a curated record. Bases 491 to 1390 code for a protein of 299 amino acids.
CUAGUGAAAGCGCUAUGUUAUUUAUCAUUUUGCUAUCUGGACUGUGCCUAGGUACCAAUUGUAACAGGUUGUGGAAGAUGCGAUGAAGUUUGUCGCUAGUCACCCUUUGACUACCUAGGUGGGCAACAAUAGCCAUCCAGAUGAAAAAGACCAUUAUCAUGGUGUUACCAUCAGUAGUGGUUACCAUGAACAUAUUUCCUUACAGCAAGCCAGUUUUCGGAAACAUUUUGGCCAUCUGGUGGUGGUGUCUGCGCCUUUUUCCUGUUCCAGGGUCGGGUUACAAGUGUAUCCCCAUCAUUGGUCUGCCACCGUCUAGGCAUAAAAUUACACGUUAGCUAUUGAGAACAACUCAUCAGGUUGUCACCGACAGGCAAAAUGAGAUUUAAACCAGUUCCUCGUCGUAAUUUCCCAUCAAUUCCCCAUUCUCGCGGUUAUUUCUAGAAAUUCGACAAUCGUUCCUUGUUCAAGACCCUUACGAACCUUUUAUUGAAUGAUAAAUGAUCCGACAAUGAUGAACAAAAAACGAGUAGAGGUCGCGACAAAGGAUACCACUAUGAUGAGUCCCAAAGCUCGGCAUUUGCUUCUACAUAAAACCACUUUAUCAAUUCUAUCAUUUUCUCUUCAAUCUACAAUACGAACUAUUGUCUCAAGACAAUUUGAAGAUUGUCGCAUAUCGCACAAGAUGCCAGUUCCAUCCCUAAAAACAGUCUUUAAAACGGGGAGGAUGACAAGGAACGAGCUUAUAAAAAUAUCCAAGGGUAUGGAUACGGCGCUCAAUUGCGUAUCACAUUUUGAAGGUCUUCAAGAUAAAGGGGGUUAUGGCUUCGGCCAGCAAUUUCCCUACGAACUUUAUAAGAAUGGGCUCCAACAACGACUCGUAGCAAUGUGCAUGGCGCAUACGCCGGGGGUACACGUGCUGGAUUAUGUCGGGUAUGACUACUCAGCUGCUUAUGUUGGGAGGGAGUUCGCCAGGUUCCUGCGCGUGCGUAAUCAGGAGAGUGCCGUGGUUCUCAGGGUCUAUGUGAAAGAUCGAAGAGCUGCGCCGAAGAUGAUAUUAUUACAGCUCAUCGGAUCGCUGAUUUGGAACAUGAUCAGUCUCGUGCCUAGUGAAUUUGAUGGCUCUGAAUAUUUGCGGAGUCGACUUUUUGAGGAGCUGAUGAAUUGCGGUCCUAAUAGCUUCGAUGCUGGAUUGAGGAUACUAGAAGCUCUGCCAUUGCUGGAAUUAAGUGGUAAAAAGAUGGUCUGCAUUGUUGACGGCUUAGAUCUUGCGGAAGAGGCGAGAACUCUAGGUCAACUACAGAGCUUAUUAGCCGUCUUUCGAGGUGUGAUUGCGAAGAAUCGUGGGAACAUCUUGUAUACAAUUAACAGGCGAAGUAGAAUAAUUCGAUAGAAUAAUGCAUGCGAAAAUAUACUUACGAUGUC